Molecule: messenger RNA, 6489 nt
Organism: Ictalurus punctatus (channel catfish)
Lineage: Eukaryota; Metazoa; Chordata; Actinopteri; Siluriformes; Ictaluridae
Gene: eif4g3b
Product: eukaryotic translation initiation factor 4 gamma, 3b
Exons: 34
Coding region: 499-5622 (1707 amino acids)
Cellular component (GO): eukaryotic translation initiation factor 4F complex
Molecular function (GO): translation initiation factor activity; mRNA binding; protein binding
Source: RefSeq, a predicted model, not a curated record
GUCAGUCCUGUAGGACUGCUGGAGGCGGCCACAUCGCCAUGUUGAACGAAGUCAUCCUACUCAGUAGAGCGCUACUCGUCAAAUAGCAGUUCUAAAGAUCAGGUACUGUUAAUUUAAGAAAGGGCACGUCGUCGAGAUCGCCCUGGCAAGUAGAGACGAACUGGAUCCUCGGACACCCCGAGCGGGGAGGGGGAACAACCCCCCUACCUUCAGCAAUGAAGACAAACCCCAAUAAGCGCUAGCGAGCUAACGUUAGCUUGCUACUGUAUCAAUAAGCUAGCUAGACUGUUAGCUAGCUAGCUAGCUAGCUAGCUAAAGCUUUCUGUCUGAGCUAGCUUUUCCGCCACCGGCAACUUGCUCGUUUAGGGCCUGCUGCUGGCGCAACUUGCUGGCAAGCUACAUUUUAUACGCGCUAUUUUUAAGCUGCCGGUCUACAUAACUAGCUUUUUUUUUGUAAAUAGUCGCCUUUGAGUUUUGUUUUGUUUUUGUUUUUUUGCAAUGAGUUUGUCGCAGAAAGCGGUGCCGAAGUCAGCCGCUCCUGCCGGACCUGGACCCGGGCCGGCCAACUCCUCUCAGCUGCGGACUCCGCUAGCCACAGUGCCGCUUCCGGGGCCGCCGCUCGCCCAGCAGCCUCCUCCGGUACCACCAACGCAAGUUUUCCUUAAUGCGUUGCACCCCAGGAUCCCCAGAGUGCAGCCGCCGCCGCUGGACGAGCGAAUCUUCUCCACACAACCUGGCGUUGCUGCCGUCUACAGUGUCCAGAGACCCCCCGGCCCUCCUUACACAGCCCAUGAAAUCAGCAAGGGACACCCGAACCUUGCGGCCACACCGCCGGGCCACGCCUCCUCACCCGGCCUUUCUCAGGUAUCAGUUUCCACAGUAUCCACUGCGCAUCUGUAUGGCCACCCUAAAGCCUGGGAGGCAGGAGGAGGGUCGCCGUACACGGCGGGUCAGAAUGCCGGUACAGCCCCGCUGGUCUACUCACCACAGACGCAAACAAUGAACGUCCCACCUCAAAGCCGCCCGUUUGCCCCAGGGCCUCGUCCUACCCAUCACCAGUUUUUCCAGAGGACUCAGAUGCAGCCGCCGCGACCCUCCAUUCCAAGCAACAGCCCUUCGAUUCGACCUGCAUCUCAGGCCCCAAAUGCCACUGUCUACUCGCCGAGCCCACCCAUCAUGAUGUCCAUGACGCCGAUGCCCUUCGCUUCCCCCCAGGCUGCCCAGUACUACAUACCCCAGUAUCGCCACAGUGCUCCUCCAUACGUGGGGCCUCCUCAGCAGUACUCGGUCCAACCCACAGGACCCAGUACCUUCUACUCUGGACCUACUCCUGGAGACUUUCCUACAGCAUAUGCUGCGGGGACUCAAUACUAUCCUGGUCAGGCCAUGUACACCCCGUCUCCAUCCAUAAUAGUGCCUACACCGCAGCAACCUCCACCUGCCAAGAGGGAGAAGAAAACAAUCCGUAUCCGAGACCCUAACCAGGGCGGCAGGGACAUCACAGAGGAGAUCAUGUCAGGAGUGGGUGGGAGUCGAAACCCCACUCCGCCAGUGGGACGGCCCUCCUCCACCCCUACUCCUCCACAGCAGCUGAACCAGGUAGUGGAACAUGGGCAUGUCAUCUAUAAUGUGGACAGUGCCCAGGUCCUCCCUGCUCCUGUCGACUUGAAACCAGAUGACAAGCCAAAGCUUGAGAGUGCUGUACAAAAAUCUCCAUCUCCAGGACUGCGCACCGUGGAGCCUCCUGUGCAAAGGCGAGAGCCCAGCAGCCCUGUCCCUGACCCACACCCCCCAGAGAAAUCAGAGCUUCCUCCCUCAGACCCAGAAGUGGCCCAGAGUGUAGUUCCAGCCUCAGUUCCCUCUCUCAGCCCCUCCAAGCCCAUCUCAGCAGUGGAUGCAGCAGAAAAGCCCACCCCUCCAGCGGAGCCCAUUCCUGCACAAGCUGUCACACCAGAGCCAGAUAAACCAGAGCCUGUGCAAGUGCCACCAGAGGUGCCAGCUUCUGCAGCACAGGCUGUAAAAGCCGUCAAUGGGCUAGCUGAAUCGGAUGCCGCUCCUCCUCAUGACGUCUCCGAUUUUCUGUCCCUGUCCCAUUCAUCCACAGAGCCCAGUACUAUACUGGAGAACUACAGUUUAGAUGUAAAGGCUCCAAGUCCUCCAGCUUUGGAAAUUGAUUCUUCAGGCACUAUGACCCCUUCCCUGCCCACUGUCAUCACUGCUGCUGCUGUUGCUGUUAGAGCUGUUCCCACACCUCCUCCAGGUCUCACUCAUCCAAGCCAGGCUCCUGUAGAGGCAGGUCCAGCCCAGACAGCCUUAACUGGGCCAGAGAACAGAGAUGCUGGAAAAGAGGCAGAGGUUGCCCUGGAAGAGAAAGUGGAGCACACAUUACAAUCCAACGUUAGACAAAGUUCAAGUCAAAGUCAAGUUGCAUCUAGUGUACCAAAGACCUGGAAAAAGCCAAAAGAGGAUGCUCUUGUGGAGCAGGCCCAGUGUUCUGACAGAGAGGAUAAGCCUGAGCCAGCCAUAGAAGCUACAGUGGAGAAUUCCAGCCUGUCAUCUGUGGCUGUGGAGCAUCGAUCUUCAGCAGAAACACCAGUAGAAGAGAACGGAGAGCAGGAAGCAGAGCCGCUGAAGAAUGGACCCGAGCACAGCUCUGAGGCUGAAAGCAGCGAUGGAGUCCUCACACCUGCACUUGAAGAGCCCAACAGCAACACAAUUCAGAAACCAGAGCUGAAGAAUGGGAAGAGGCAGUACAAUAGAGACUUUCUAUUGGGCUUCCAAUUCAUGCCUGCCUGUGUGCAGAAGCCGGAUGGGCUUCCACCCAUAUCUGAUGUGGUACUGGAUAAGAUAAACCAAAAUAAGCUUCCCCUGCGGCCGGACCCACGGGGGCUCAUCUCCAGAGGCCCAGACUUCACCCCAGCUUUUGCAGACUUUAGUAGACUCAUUCCUGCAGGGAGAGGAGCACCGCUUCUGAAUGUAAGUCUGAGACGCCCUCCUCCCCGCAAGAUCAUCAUGAAUGUGUCUGUGAACGAUGAGGUGCAGCUGAAGAAGUCUGAGAACGCCUGGAAGCCUGGCUUGAAGAGAGAGAACCCCGCAGAGGACCCGGAGACCCAGAGAACUCAGGAUCUUUUCCGGAAGGUGCGCAGUAUCCUUAACAAACUGACACCACAGAUGUUUAGUCAGCUGAUGAAGCAGGUGACAGAUCUCACCAUCGACACGGAGGAGCGCCUUAAGGGCGUCAUCGACCUGGUUUUUGAGAAAGCCAUUGAUGAGCCUAGCUUCUCUGUAGCGUAUGGCAAUAUGUGUAGCUGUCUGGCUACGUUAAAAGUGCCCAUGGCAGACAAGCCCAACAGCACUGUGAAUUUCCGAAAGCUGCUGCUAAACCGCUGUCAGAAAGAGUUUGAGAAGGACAAAGUGAAUGACGAUGUCUUUGAAAAGAAACAGCGGGAACUGGAAGCAGCUGCCUCAGCCACUGAGCGUGACAGGCUACAGGAGGAGCUGGAGGAGGCUAAGGACAAAGCCCGCAGAAGGUCCAUUGGUAAUAUCAAGUUCAUCGGGGAGCUAUUUAAGCUGCGAAUGUUGACCGAGGCCAUCAUGCAUGACUGUGUGGUGAAACUGCUGAAGAACCACGACGAGGAAAGUCUCGAGUGCCUCUGUAGGCUCCUCACGACCAUUGGCAAAGAUCUGGACUUUGAGAAGGCCAAGCCACGAAUGGAUCAGUACUUUAACCAGAUGGAAAAAAUAGUGAAGGAGAGGAAGACUUCAUCACGCAUUCGUUUCAUGCUCCAGGAUGUAAUUGACCUGCGCCUGCACAACUGGGUAUCACGGAGAGCUGAUCUCGGGCCCAAGACCAUUGAGCAGAUCCACAAGGAGGCCAAAAUCGAGGAGCAGGAAGAGCAGAGGAAAGUUCACCAACAGCUGCUAUCCAAGGACAAGAGGAGACCAGUAAUUCAAAGAGAGGAGACCUGGAACACUGUGCCUGUGCCUAAGAACAGUAGAACAAUAGACCCCAACAAGAUCCCUAAAAUCACCAAGUCAACAAUAGAUGAUAAGAUUCAGUUGGGACCAUUGGGACGAGCACAGCUCAACUGGAUGAAGGGCAGCAGUGGAGGAGCUGGAGCCAAGGCCAGUGAAUCAGAUAUCUUGCGCCCCAGCAGCCUGAACCGUUACUCACCGCUUCAGCCCUCAGUCCCAGCUUCUGCCUCCACUCCAUCUGCCUCCCCUGACAUUGACUCUAGAGGAGGCCUGAGCAGUCGUGGAAGCUCGGGACGGGAACGCAACGAUAAACCAUUGACUUUGGGUCCUUCGCGGUCUGGCCCUCCGUCUGUGGGCGGAACAGCGAAGGAGGCUGCUGAGGAGCUUCCACAGGAAGAAAUUCCCAAGGACACGCACGUCCCUGACACGCCCAAACCGCAGCCCAGCACAGCUAGCAGAAGCAAGCUGGAGCGCAGCCAAUCCAGGGAAUCUGUAAAACUUGAAGCAAUGCCAGGCCCUACUACAGACAAGCCUGUGUUAUCAGAGGAGGAGAUGGAGAAACGGUCCAAGUCCAUUAUCGAUGAGUUUUUGCACAUUAAUGAUUACAAGGAGGCCAUGCAGUGCGUGGACGAACUGGAACAGGCCACAAUGCUAUAUGUUUUUGUGCGGGUGGGUGUGGAGUCCACACUGGAGAGGAGCCAGAUCACGCGCGAACAUAUGGGCCAGCUGUUCCAUCAGCUGCUGCAGGCUGGGAGCCUCUCCAAAUCUCAGUUCUUUAAAGGGUUUUCAGAAACCCUUGAGAUAGCAGAUGAUAUGGCCAUUGACAUUCCUCAUAUAUGGCUGUACUUAGCGGAGCUAGUUAAUCCUGUGCUCCGGGAAGGAGGAAUCUCUAUGAGAGAAUUAUUUAGUGAAUUUAGCAAACCAUUACUCCCUGUGGGAAGAGCUGGCAUAUUAUUUUCUGAAAUAUUGCACCUUCUAUGCAAACAAAUGAGCCAUAGGAAAGUGGGGGCCUUAUGGAGGGACUCUGGACUGCGCUGGGCUGACUUCCUCCCUGAAACAGAGGAUGUGCACAGCUUCAUUACUGAGCAGAAACUAGACUUCACUCUUUCUGAUUGCUCGAGUCCGCCCGACAUGGCCUUUACGAGAACACUCUCACCCGAAGAGCUGAACAAACAACUUGAAAAACUCCUCCUGGAGGAUGUGGCUAGCGACGAACAAAUCUUCGACUGGGUAGAGGCAAAUCUGGAUGAGUCGGAAAUGAGUUCACCACCCUUCCUCAGAGCUCUGAUGACUGCUGUGUGUAAAGCAGCAGUCAAAUGGGAGAGUUCCUCCUGUAGAGUGGACACGGCCAUUAUCCAGAAGCGUUUGCCUGUAUUACACAAGUACCUUAACUCGGACACGGAGAGACAGUUGCAAGCACUUUACGCACUUCAAGCUCUGAUAGUGAAACUGGACCAGCCUCCGAACUUGCUCCGUAUGUUCUUUGACUGUUUGUAUGAUGAGGACGUAAUAUCGGAGGACGCGUUCUACAAGUGGGAGACCAGCAAAGACCCGGCUGAACAACAGGGCAAAGGAGUAGCGCUCAAAUCCGUGACUGCCUUCUUCACGUGGCUGCGAGAGGCUGAGGAGGAGUCGGAGGACAAUUGACAAAAGGGGAAAAAAGGACAUGUUUGUGGGCGUGUACUGACAAAGACAAUAGUCGCUGAAACAAUAACCGCAUCUUCUAAAAUGAAAUACAAGCAAACUUUAUGUAUCAAUGGGAAGAAUGAAGCGCACCAGUGCAAAUGGGUACAGUUCACUGACGUAAAGCGACAUGACGACUUACAAUUGCUGGAGCACUAAAAAUACAUGUAUUAUUUAUAGUAAUAUUUCAUUUAAGUUUUUAAUUUUCUCUUUUGUUACUUUUUAAGGAAAAGGACUUUAAUAAUGCAUUUAUGUGCUAUAAUGAAACAGAAGCUCAGUUCAGACUCUAAUUUAUGAUUUCCCCCCUCCCUCCCUUUUUGUCUUUCUUUUUCUAUUUUAAAGACCUGCAAACAAUUGUAUUUAACGUUUGCAGAUGGUCAAAAUGAGGCAUUGGUGGAUAUAGAAAUAAAUAAUGUUAAUAAUAAUAUAAUAACUGUAAAAAUGGUUUGAAAGGCUUCCUGACAUCCAGAUUGUUCGGUUAAGGACAAUAGAAUUCAAUGGGUAAAUGACAGUCAGGGUUCUAGAGAUUUGGCAUAGAUUUCCGUCGGCUUUUUAAGGUUAUUACUGACAUAACCUUACCAGUUUUCCUUCUGCUUUAGCUUACUCUACAUGGAAAGGUUGAAUCCAGCAGAACUAUGCAUUCGGAAGACUGCUGCGAUUAUGAUCAAAACAAGACCUUCGAAUGGAAUUCACUGAGCAAAUGGCAACUUGUACAAAGGAUGCUAAAGAGAUGUUGCUAAACCUAAAGUGCUUGUAAUUCUUAAUACUGAUAGAGCAAAUUUAAAACAUGUAAAUAUAUUAAAAAGCAAAAAUUAUGUUUAAAAAAGCAAA